Molecule: messenger RNA, 501 nt
Organism: Symbiodinium necroappetens
Lineage: Eukaryota; Dinophyceae; Suessiales; Symbiodiniaceae
Source: the annotation of a GenBank genome assembly
AUGCGAAUUCUCGGCAUCGAUCCCGGGUUGAGCCGGACCGGAUUCUCGGUCCUGGAGGUCGACUCGGACCGACCGGCGAGCCCCCCCGCCGUCAUCGAAGCGGGCCAUUUUCGAUUCGAUCCGAAGCGAUCCGUCGCCUCGCGCCUCGCCGAACUCGAGCGCGACCUCGACGGCGCCGUCGCGCGCACCAAGCCGACUCACGCCGCCGUCGAGGCGAUCUACUCCCACGGCGAGUUCCCGCGCACGGCCAUCACGAUGGCGCACGCACGCGGCGUCGUGCUCCUGUGCCUCGAGCGCGCGAAGAUCGAGGUGCUCGAACUCCCCGCCAACACGAUCAAGAAGGCCGUCGCGGGCCACGGCCACGCGUCGAAGGAGCAGAUCGCGCACGCCGUGGCGUCGAUCCUCGCGCUCGACGCGCCGCCGGAGCCGGCGGACGUCGCGGACGCGAUGGCCAUCGCGCUGUGCGCCUCGACCCGCCUGCUCGCCGAGACCGCCGGCUAG